AUUGAAUGGAAUUAUGAGUCAGUGAGAAAUUAUAUAAACUUUGCUAGCUAAGCUCCAUGAUUGGGCAACGGAAAUAAUUGAGACAUAAACUGGAUUCUGGUAACUAGCAGUUUUUGGCGAAUUCUCGAUUGCAUUUAAAAUGAAAAUGGAGAAAGCGGAGAAGCACGGGAUUUGGACCGUUUGGUAGAAGGAUGGACCUGAUGCCUUAGUUUUUGGCAAAGUUUCAGAGCAAACCGGAGAGACACGUCGUCCGUGAGGGGACAGCCAGGUGUUUGUGGACGAGUUUCCACCGUCCGUUUUUCAGAUCGAGAUUGAUCGGCCGUUCAUCUCACCUGCACGGAUCCGACCGUAUCACUCGCCCGCAUGUAGGCCAUCCAUCGCCUGCCUCCUCUCCAUUAAUAUGGCACCACUCUGUGUGUGCCGCCGCUCAGAGAAGUGCAACUCUCGAUUAAGACGAAAGGAUCGAAGGAGGAGGAAGAAGUAGAAGGGAUGAGAAGUGUCAAACAGCAGGUUCCCCACGUCGCCCUCGUGGCCUUCCCCUUUGCGUCACAUCCCAGCUGCCUGCUGACCCUCGGCCGGAACCUGGCCACCGUAGCUGAGGACGUCCGCUUCUCCUUCUUCACAACUGCUGCCUCCAUGGCUUCCAUGUCCGUGCAGAUCGCUGCCUGCAAGGACAUGGCCAACCUCACGUUCCACGACGUCCCCGACGGGCUGCCGGAGGGAUUUGCCUCUUCACCGCAGCGGCCGGAUGAAACAGUCGAGCUGUUCAUGAGGUCGGCCCUCGACGGACUCCGUCAGGCCCUUGCGGCCGUGCCCCCUGUUUCCUGCUUGCUCAGCGACUCCUUCCUCUCGUUUACGCAGGACCUCGCGGACGAGCUGGGUGUGCCCAGGAUCUCCUUUUGGACAGCCGCAGCCUCCAGCCUCACCGCCCAUCUCUAUACCCACCACAUCAGGGAAACGACCAACGCCAGUGGAUUGAAUCCUGACAGCAAUGGAGCUGUGGCCGUCGACUGCAUCCCCGGUCUUCCCUUCCUAACACUCCAGGACCUACCGGAAGGCAUCAUCUCCGGCCGCUUGGACUCCCUAUUCUCUCUUCUUCUCGAGGAAGUGGCCCGCACCACGCCGCGCUCUGCAGCCGUCAUCGUCAACACCUUUGACGCCUUCGAGUCCUUCUCCCUCCCGGCCAUCCACAACAAGAUUCCGGCCUGCCUCUUUGUCGGCCCACUGCACCUCUCGACGGCAUCAGCUGACCGCAAUGGCUGCCUUCCCUUCCUCGACUCCCACCCGCCCAACUCUGUUGUCUACGUCAGCUUCGGCACUGUGGCCGACCUUUUGCUUUCGAAGCACGAGCUCGUGGCGCUGGCGGAGGGCCUAGAGUUCUCUAGGCAGCCGUUCCUUUGGUCCUUGAAGCCGGAGCGGCAUGCUGAUCUGCCGGCCGACUUCGUUGACCGGGUGAAAGGUCGGGGACUGGUGGUUCCAUGGGCACCGCAGCUGCUGGUUAUCCGGCACGCCUCCACCGGCGUGUUCUUGUCUCAUGGUGGCUAUAACUCACUACUCGAGAACUUGGUCGAUGGAGUCCCCAUGAUCAUGCGCCCAUUCUACGGCGAUCAGCGUGUGAAUUCCCGUCUGGUCGAGCGUGUUCUGGGGACCGGACUGCGGCUGAAGGGCGGGACGUGCACCAGAGAAUCGGUGGUGGAGGCGGUUCGGCUCGUGCUGGACGAAGGGGAGGGAAAGGGGAUGAGGGAGAAGGUUAGCCAGUGGAAGCACAAGGCGCAUGAGGCUGCGGGACCCACUGGAAGCUCGAGUCGGAACCUCAAGGCCCUGGUGGAGAUGUUGAGCGGCGGACCUACUGACUCGGUAGAGUGACUCGCUUUUUUCGGUAUCUGACUCGGACCCAGAUCAGGAUACAGAUCCAUCGACGUGUAUUGACCAUUGGGCUUCUUCCUCGUUUGCAACCCUUUAACAACCAAACCGGGUUUAUAUUUGCUGUACUUGUGUGCACCAAAUUCUUGUCAAGGACGACCCUACAUUCAAUGGCUUUAAAUGUUUUUAGACCA
Nymphaea colorata (pocket water lily) is the source of this 2057-nucleotide messenger RNA. Its product is annotated as anthocyanidin 3-O-glucosyltransferase 7-like. Gene Ontology annotation, molecular function: UDP-glycosyltransferase activity. The coding region runs from base 490 to 1866 and encodes 458 amino acids. Lineage: Eukaryota; Viridiplantae; Streptophyta; Magnoliopsida; Nymphaeales; Nymphaeaceae. The transcript is spliced from 2 exons. The record is from RefSeq and is a predicted model, not a curated record.